GAUCUCCUAUCUUCUUCCUCCAUCCAUGGUUCUGUGUGUUUGGCUUAUCCUGGUGAGUGGUUUAGUUGGGUUUGUGGUAGUGGUUAUAUUGAACCAUUUCUUGCCUUUGUUCUGGAAGCCUGUCCUUGCUCCUAAGGGCACUUUUGGGUGGCCGAUCCUCGGUGAAACACUCGGGUUUUUGACGCCCCACCCUUCCAAUUCUCUUGGCUCUUUUCUUCAAGACCACUGUUCUCGAUAUGGAAAAGUGUUCAAAUCCCACUUGUUCUUCUCUCCAACAGUGGUGUCUUGUGACCCAGAACUCAACUACUUCAUACUCCAAAACGAAGGUAAAUUGUUUCAGUGCAGCUACCCGAAGCCUAUCCAUGGAAUUCUUGGCAAAGUCUCCAUGCUGGUUGCAGUGGGUGAAACCCAUAAGAGGCUAAGAAAUGUGGCUCUUUCCCUUGUCACCAUCACCAAAUCAAACCCUGACUUCCUCCACGACAUUGAGAGAUUUGCCAUCCAGAUUCUCCACUCUUGGAAAGAUAAGCCACAAGUCAUCUUCUGUGAAGAGGCCAGAAAAUUCACAUUCAAUGUAAUAGUAAAGCAAGUGCUAGGUUUAACACCAGAUGAUCCAGAGACCUCAAAAAUUCUUGAAGAUUUUCUUACUUUCAUGAGGGGACUUAUAUCUCUUCCACUCUACAUCCCUGGCACUCCAUAUGCAAGAGCUGUUCAGGCUAGAAGCAGAAUAUCUUCUACUGUCAAAGCAAUUAUAGAGGAAAGAAGAAAGAGUAAUGGUGGAAAAAGUAGUAGCAGUGAUUUUCUGGGGAUACUUCUGGGAGUUGAUACCUUAUCUGAAGAUGAAAAAGUGAGCUUUGUUCUUGAUUCUCUUCUGGGUGGCUAUGAAACUACAUCUCUCUUAAUGGCAAUGCUGGUGCAUUUUCUAGCUCACUCACCCAAUGCAUUACGACAGUUAAAGGUAGAGCAUGAGACUAUCAGAAACAUGAAGCAGAAAGAUGAGUUUUUGAACUGGGAAGACUACAGGAGAAUGGAUUUUACCCAACAUGUCAUCAAUGAAGCUCUCAGAUAUGGGAACGUUGUAAAAUUUGUGCACAGAAAAGCCCUUAAAGAAGUCAAAUUUAGAGAUUAUGUAAUUCCAUGUGGUUGGAAGGUUCUACCUGUUUUUACUGCAGUACAUUUAGACCCAUCUCUCCAUGCAAGUGCUCCCCAAUUCUAUCCUUGGAGAUGGGAGAGCCAAGAUCAAACAUGCAAGAAAUUCACACCCUUUGGUGGAGGCUCUAGGUGCUGUCCAGGUUCUGAACUUGCCAAGGUUGAGGUUGCAUUCUUCCUCCACCACCUUGUACGGAAUUUCAGAUGGAGAACAGAAGAGAAUGAGCAACCGAUAGCAUAUCCAUAUGUGGAAUUCCAAAGAGGGCUCAUGUUAAAUCUGGAGAAAUUCUCUAUUUGAUUUUGGGCCUUUUUGGUUUCGGCUGAGGAGAAAUUCAAAGCUAAGAAGCAGCAAAAAUUAAGUCACCACGCUUUGAUAUAUCCCGAAACGAUCAUAAUAUAUAUAUGUAAUACAGCUCUAUUUUGUAAUCGAUCUU
Carica papaya (papaya) is the source of this 1580-nucleotide messenger RNA. RefSeq names its product cytochrome P450 724B1-like. Gene Ontology annotation, biological process: multicellular organism development; brassinosteroid biosynthetic process; sterol metabolic process. NCBI's taxonomy places the organism in Eukaryota, Viridiplantae, Streptophyta, Magnoliopsida, Brassicales, Caricaceae. The record is from RefSeq and is a predicted model, not a curated record. Gene Ontology annotation, molecular function: iron ion binding; oxidoreductase activity, acting on paired donors, with incorporation or reduction of molecular oxygen; heme binding.